AUGAGCGAAGACAGGAAAUUCAGCGUCGUCUCACAGGGUGGGCACCGCAAGUCGGUGGCUGAAGAGCCCGUGACCUCUGUGCUCCCUGGUGGCGAGGUCCCAAUAUUUGAUCGAGAGUUGACUGCCGACGAAGAGGUUCUCGCGGCACUUGGUUACGUUCCAGAGUUCAAGCGUGAAUUCUCAUUAUGGACGUCGUUUUGUGUUUCCUUUGCCGUCCUCGGCUUGCUUCCGUCCUUCGCUUCCACUCUCUAUUACGGCAUGGGUUAUGCUGGAACGCCUGGCAUGGUCUGGGGUUGGUUGAUUGCCAUGGCUUUCAUCCAAUGCGUCGCCAUGGGCAUGGCUGAAUUGUGCUCGUCCAUGCCUACGUCGGGUGGUUUGUACUACGCCGCGGCCGUGCUCGCACCUCCAGGAUAUGGCCCCCUAGCUGCCUGGAUCACUGGUUGGUCGAAUUGGCUGGUUCAAGUCACAGGAGCCCCUUCCGUCGACUACGCAUUGGCUUCCAUGAUUCUUGCAGCUGGAUCCAUUACCAAUCCAGGCUUCGUCCCUCAGAACUAUCAAGUGUUCCUUCUGACCACCCUGAUCAUGAUUGUCCAUGCAUGUAUCUCAUCCAUGCCGACGCGUUGGAUCGCGACGUUCAAUUCGUACGGCAGCACCUUCAACAUCAUCGCAUUGGUCAUCACCAUCAUCACGAUCCCGGCCGCCACCAACCGUGAGUCACAGGGACUGCCUCGUUUCACCAAGAGCAGCACAGUUUGGGGCAACUUCUACGAGGGAACAGACUUCCCAAAUGGCGUGGCUCUGCUCAUGUCGUUCAUCGCCGUCAUCUGGACCAUGUCCGGAUAUGAUGCUCCUUUCCAUCUUUCAGAGGAAUGCAGCAACGCAAACAUUGCCAGUCCUCGGGCCAUCGUCCUGACCUCUGGCAUUGGUGGAAUCAUGGGUUGGUUCUUGCAGUUGGUCGUGGCUUAUACCGUGGUCAAUAUCGACGACGUCCUCGAUUCUGAUAUUGGCCAGCCUUGGGCAUCCUACCUUAUGCAAAUCCUACCUGAGAACACCGCUCUGGCUCUGCUUGCGAUGACCAUUAUCUGCGGUUUCUCCAUGGGCCAGGGUUGUAUGAUUGCGGCGUCCCGUGUCACUUUCGCUUACGCCCGUGAUAAUUGCUUCCCUUUCUCCGGUCUGUGGAAGCAGGUCAACCCAAUAACAAAGACCCCGGUCAAUGCCGUCUGGUUGAAUUGCGUUGUGGGAAUUCUUCUGACCCUGCUCCUCUUCGGGGGCGAGGCAUCCAUCGGGGCCAUUUUCAGCGUCGGCGCCAUUGCAGCGUUUGUGGCCUUCACCAUUCCCAUCACCAUUCGAACUUUCUUCGUCGGCAACCGUUUCCGUCGCGGACCAUGGCACCUUGGGAAAUUCUCGUUCCCUAUCGGUGUGGCAUCGACAUGCUUCACUUCGUUGAUGAUCCCCAUUCUCUGCCUGCCCAGCGUGACAGGUUCGGAUCUGAAUGCGUCGCUCAUGAACUGGACCUGUUUGGUGUGGGGAGGGCCGAUGCUGCUCGUCAUAAUCUGGUGGGUGGUGGAUGCCCACAAGUGGUUCACCGGACCCAAGGUGAACAUUCAACAUAUGAUGCUGGGAAGAGAGGAAAACGUUAUCGAUGGCAAGGAGGGCUCUGACUCGGGCAGCGGCAUUUCGCCAGCCGCGGCCUCGGAUGUGGACAAGGCCGUCCUUAACAAAGUGUGA
Messenger RNA from Fonsecaea multimorphosa CBS 102226, 1728 nucleotides. RefSeq lists its product as uncharacterized. NCBI's taxonomy places the organism in Eukaryota, Fungi, Ascomycota, Eurotiomycetes, Chaetothyriales, Herpotrichiellaceae. The transcript is spliced from 3 exons. Gene Ontology annotation, molecular function: transmembrane transporter activity. Gene Ontology annotation, biological process: transmembrane transport. The record is from RefSeq and is a predicted model, not a curated record. The coding region runs from base 1 to 1728 and encodes 575 amino acids. Gene Ontology annotation, cellular component: membrane.